AUACCUACGUCACAGAACCUAAGUCUAUACAGUUUCCAAAUAUUGGAGAAAAGCAGUUGCUAUUUUGAAGUCCUUGAUGCACAAUAAACUUAGAAGUACCUAUAUUUUUUUUUUAAUAAAAGCAAAUUUAAAAAAAAUUGUGAUUGCAGUAGAACAUUUAAAAAAUACAACUUUAAUUGAGUUGAUUGAUGUUGUGCCGACAUAGCUUUAUUUUUAUUAGGAUAUGCGAAAAUAUUAUGAUGAAUUGCAAAAAUGAAAUUCCAUCAAAUCCACCAAAACAUAUUACGUAGGUAGUUGCACUACAAUAUUUACCUUGCAAUUUUGUAGUUAGGACUAUCAAUUAACCCAAUAAUAACUACGAAGUCAUCAAUUGAUACUGUUCAGUUGGAGACCUAACCUGGCACCAAAGUUUGAAUGCUAUAUAUAGGGUGACAAUAGCAAUCAUCUCUAGCUGAUCCUUGCACAAUGAACUAUUGUAAGAAUGCACAGUUGUAGCAAUUUUGUCAGGAUUAUAACAAUCACAACUUUCGUGUUAGCUCCUCUAUCUAUCUACGAAAGAAAUCCCUUAAAUAUUUACACAUCAUAUACCAGUCAUGUAAAAAACCAUGUGUGUUAAAGCAAAGCGAAGCAAAUUAAAAUAUGCAAAAGUGCCUAAUUUUCUUAAAACGUCAAGCAUUUGUAACAAAGAAGCUGGAGAGCUAGUUAGAUUCGGUGUUUAACCGUCAAUGGGGCGGCGCGGUACAAGUCCGCCGGCCCCAGGGACCUCUAAGUGAAUUAAGUGUUUGCCGACUCACAGACACUCGCCGGUUAUUAUGCCGAGAGGAAUAUUCUAUACGCCUCCGUGGAGCGAGAUUCGCAAAAACGUCAAGUGCUUUGUCGAGAUGUCGCAUCUGAAUUUUUAAAAAAUUCGCGAAUGUCACGAAUUAAAAUAUUGGAGUGCUUUUUGUGUGUAUUGAAUGGACCUAUAUUAUAAUACUUUUGUCAUAAUGCAACCUCUUUUCAUCGUUGCCCGUACUAUUAUACAUUAAUUUUUAAUGGGUUAAACGGAAUCGCAGUGUAAACUUUUCGGGGAAGUUCCGCUGGGUAUAUAAGGCGGGGGAUGAAGAUCGCGCGAUUAGUCUGCGGUCGGCGGCGGUCCGGGGAUGCUGUCUCUGUACCGCGCGUGGCUCGGGCCGAGUCCCUGCGUGGCUCGUCCCGCUCCGCCUCCGGGCGCUCACAGACCCGUCCCGAGACGAGCUAAGGCUCCCUCGCCGCCUUCCUCGCCACCGCCGCCCUCGCCGUCGUCGACGACUUCGAGCGAGCUCGACGUAGAACGAAUCGAGGAAUCUCCACCGACGCGUCAGAGCAACACAGUUUUGGACAUCGCGUCCUGCGACGGCCCCGUCCGCUUCAGCCGAGUCCUGAACGUCGCGUGGCAGGAGCCGCACCAGGAGCGGGAAUGGCCGUGCCGCCACAGAAAGACCCCGGCCCGUUCCACCCUCCACUACUACCCGUGUAAGACUUGCGGGUCCAAGUUCCCCUCGUACUACUUCGUUCAUAAACACAGGAAGAGUUGCCAUGCUGAGGAAACCACCACCAUCCAAGGCUCGCCUGAACCAUCGACGUCCAGUGCGUGAACGUGUUGUGAAAAUAAUCCUGUUUAUGGGGUAAACGAUUCUAAUUUGUGGGGUAAAUAGCCAAUAUAUGUAUAAAGUGGAACUUUAAAAUAUGGGGUAAAUGAAAAUAACUAGCGGUGUAUCAAUAACCAUAUCAGUAUUAUCAUAACAAGUGAUUGGGCGAGCUUAGUGCGCCGUUAUAGGUUAAAUUAAUUUAGUUACAUUGUUGAAAUAAAAGUUUUAUCAACUAUA
Maniola jurtina (meadow brown) is the source of this 1847-nucleotide messenger RNA. RefSeq lists its product as uncharacterized. The transcript has a single exon. The coding region runs from base 1143 to 1616 and encodes 157 amino acids. The record is from RefSeq and is a predicted model, not a curated record. Lineage: Eukaryota; Metazoa; Arthropoda; Insecta; Lepidoptera; Nymphalidae.